GGUUUUCCACGUUCACCAUGCUGCUGUUGAUGGAGUGGGCAUUGUUGUCAUCACCAGCACUCUCCUCUUUGGCAAGAGCUUGAGAGAGACCGUCCAGGAGAUGCUGCCCAUGGCCGAGAAAUCGAGGAGGAAACAUGGAUCUGCCCAGCCGGACUGCAGCGGAAGCUGCUGUGAAGGUCUCACUGCCAUGGGCAGCUGCAUGCGGCACGUGGGUGCGCCUUUUCGCGGCCUGCUCUUUCCCGAGGCGAAGUCCCCCAUCUCCACCCCCAGUGAUGCGGCGCGGCCGUCCCAGAUACGCUAUUUCCAUCUUGGACCGUACCCAUUGAGCGCAGUCCGAGAAGAAGCGCGAGCAAGUGGAGUUACAGUGAACAGCGUCCUCCUCCGCCAGGUGACUGCCGGACUGCAGGACUACUGUGAAUCACAGGGCGCUGCGAGGAUCUCCAAUUUCACCGUUGCCAUCCCAAUCAGUUUUAAAGUGCCGGACGCAGACGUGCCGGAGAGGAUGAAGGCAAACAACAACUUCAGCACGCUG
Messenger RNA from Symbiodinium necroappetens, 532 nucleotides. The record is from the annotation of a GenBank genome assembly. Lineage: Eukaryota; Dinophyceae; Suessiales; Symbiodiniaceae.